Messenger RNA from Leishmania major strain Friedlin, 3300 nucleotides. RefSeq lists its product as hypothetical. The coding region runs from base 1 to 3300 and encodes 1099 amino acids. Gene Ontology annotation, molecular function: protein serine/threonine kinase activity; ATP binding. The transcript has a single exon. The record is from RefSeq and is a predicted model, not a curated record. Gene Ontology annotation, cellular component: cytoplasm. Gene Ontology annotation, biological process: protein phosphorylation. Lineage: Eukaryota; Euglenozoa; Kinetoplastea; Trypanosomatida; Trypanosomatidae.
AUGGGGUGUAAAAGCUUCAAAGGUCGGCUGGGCCCGCUGCACCGCGGCGACGCCAGCGGUCCGGAUGAUCCGCUGGCGAGUGGGAAGAAGGGCAAGGCGCUCCACAACGUCAACGGCGUGGUUUUUCGUGGCGUCGGCGCCCCCGCGCAAAACAACGGCAAGGCAGGCGACAAGGGCAUCUCGGCGUUCCGCCCUGAUGAUGAGACGGCCAAGGCGUACCACAAGUAUGUCAUGGAGCUGCGCUGUGUCGCGGUGGCGCAGGGCAUUCUGCCAGCGGUGACCGACGACGCUGUCCUCGCACCGGAUGUGACAGGCGACAAAGGCGGCACUCCGGCAGGAACUAAAGGCACGACUGGCCCGGCGUUUCACCGCAACACGAAUGGUGACUCGACGAACGCCGGCGGCCAGCACGUCAGUCCGCCGGCGCGGACACUGACGGUUUAUCAGCUCCAACCGCUAGCCGGCGACACAUGUAUUGCGAAGGGCAUGUACAGCGAGGUUCACCUUGCGCACCUCUCCGUUUUCACUGGGCUCUCGGAGGAGGCGGUGAAUGCGACGUCGCCGCGGUAUGCCCCGGCACGGCGAGGCAACACCGGCAGUGCGGCCGCAUGCGCAGCCGGCCGCGAUCGCUCCUCCCCCAGCUUUGGUGGGGACGUGAGCUCGGCAAAGAGCCUCAACUCCGGCGGCGACAUCAUCGACGCCAGCGCGAUUGCUGGACCGGUCUCCGCUCCCGCUUCGACACCGACGGCUGCUCCGACCUGCACAGCUGUGUCGCACUACAUCAUAGCAAUGAAAGAGUUUUUUCUGUACAACAACUACACCUCUAGCUGUGUGUUGGAGCAGGUCUGCCUCGAGGUGCGACGGUGGGCGCGGCUGUCGACGUACUGCCCACACCUCCUCCGCUGCUACCAGCUGGAGUACGUUUUUGCUGAAGGCAUCUCCAUGGCUGUGCCAGAGGCAUCGUACCAGUUUUUUCCCGGACGGGAAAACCACGGCGGCAAUGGCGGCGCGGCUGCUGGCGGGCUCUCCGCUUCCGGUGAUCUCGCUACAGGCUCCGCUGGUCGUGGAGAGGAUCACAGGAAGCUGCUCUCUCGCAGCGGCACCCACCUACUCACCAGCCUUUUGAAUCGCCACUCGAACUCCAGCCUGAAGUCGCAGCAGGAAAACGCGGUCGGUGGCACACCGCGCAAACUGCGCUUGUAUCUCGAGUACGCCAAGCAUGGCACUCUGCGUGGGUUCCAGGUAAAGGAGAUGCCGUCGCGUUUUGAGCGAAGGCGGCUGCAUGAGCUGACCGCGCGCGCCUACAUGCGAGACGUCCUCCUGGCGCUUCUGCAGAUACACGACAGGGGCGAGAUGCAGUACGAUCUGUGCGCCAAGGCCAUCUUCCUUCACAGGCCGAUUCAGAGUGUCUACUACACCUACUUUCCUGCCUACAUUUCCGACCUGCCGACCGGCGACUUGACGAGUGUGACGCCGUCGCAGCUGGGCAAGGCGCUGGGGUUGCUGAACCCGCCACCGGGAUCACUGGACCUGCAGUGGCCGCCGCCGCCGCUGACGAGCGCGAGCAUCAGCCAGAAGCGAAAGGACUUUGAGAAUGAGCCGACAAACGGCACCCCGUCGCCGCUGUUAAAGCACCGCCGCGGCGUUCCUGGCGAGCAGCGGAAAAACGCGUUUUCUUCGGUUCGGCGCACCGGUAAGGCAGCCGGCGCCAAGGCCCGCCCGACACACAGCGUCUCCAUGCUGGCGCACAAGAACAGCUGUACGCAGCAGGUGUCUGCGAUCGCUGCCAACCCCAAUGAGAGCCCCAAAACCUUGGGUGGGCAAGGUGCGGUGGCCGCACAGGCCUGCAAGCAGGGGAACGGUAACACGGGCAUGAUAGAGAGUGGAAACGGCGUUGAGGUGUCCUACGGCAACAACGCUUCCUUCACGAGUGCCGGGGAGGUCGGCUUGUUCGAUUCACCGUUACAGGCAGCAUCCCUGACGGAGACCGGCUUUCGCGGGGGCCUGGUGGCCUCGGGUAGCCCGUCGACGGCACACGCAAACGCCGAUACCCACACGCUGGGCAAGCAAACCAGGGCCAAUAGUGUGCGUGCCUUUGGCAUAUCCGAGGCGAGCGGCGACGACGGCACCCACCAGCUCCUCUUACAUGAGACUUACCGCCGUUUUAUGAGCGAGUUCGAGUUCACGCACACCGACGAGGGCGACGGCGUGCCCUUUCCGUCCCCGCAUGACGGAGUGCGUGGCCAGGCGGAUGCAGAGAUGCUUGCGUCGACGAUGUUAUCAGAGGAGGCACUCGAGGUGCCGCCGAUGCGGGUGGUGCCGCUGAAGAACACGAGUCUCGGCGGCAUUGCGAUCUUGUCGUCAGACCACUACGUCGUGAAACCCGUCAAAACGCCGCUGCACAACUCACGCGGCCGCCUCCCCAUCCUCCUUUCACCACCCACCUCGCGCGCCACUUUCUUCUGCGGGGGCCCGCUGCACCAGCGGCAGGUCACGCAUAAGGCACCGAGCUCUUCCACCCCGACGGUGGUUGGGAGUCUCUCUACCGAGCAGUUUUGCGUGCCGCAGACUCUGAGCUCUGGGACGACACUGUUUGAAGCGGCCGGCUCGCUUGGCCGCUGCCGUGGCGGCGCGCCGCUGGUGAAGCUGAAUCACACCUCACUGAUUCGUCGCGCCUUGGGCUUCGCUGACUGUAGACGGCUAGAAGACGUUCCCGUGCACAAGUACGUGACUGUCACGCAUGCGGCACCAGAAGUGCUGCACCGGCGCCUAUUCUCGACUGCGAGCGACAUCUACGCCUUUGCCAUGACCUUUGUCGAGCUUGUCUCGGAGGGAGGUGUCAUCAUGAAGGAAUGCCUGCCAGAGAAUCUGCCCAAGCCUUUGACGCGUCGCGACGAGGAUGUGUACGGCGCUCGCCUAAGCGAGAAUCUCAAUAAGUGGUACCAGACCCGCAUCACUGCUCUGUUACAGAACCACGACGCCGCCAGCAAGGAGAAGGAGCAGCCAGAGUCCGCCUCACCGUACGCCGGGUCGAUUGCGGUGCGCCUGCCUCCUCACCUCUCGGAUGAGUGCAAGAAGAUGCUGCGCUGGUGCCUGCAGCCCGAUCCCGCAAAACGCCCCACCGCCGCGGAGCUACUUCGAUCUCGCUACUUCAUGCUGGGUGACUGGAUCGCGGCACCGUCGGUGGCGGAAGCCGAGGGUAAGACAGUGCAGAUGCCCGAAGCACCGUGGAUGGCCUCGAUCAGCUUCGACGCCGCAGCGAAAGCAGCCGGCCUGCCGGUGCUCUCUGCGAAGCGAUAG